This is a messenger RNA of Hypoxylon fragiforme, 2280 nucleotides long. Its product is annotated as ZIP zinc/iron transport family. Gene Ontology annotation, biological process: zinc ion import across plasma membrane. The record is from RefSeq and is a predicted model, not a curated record. The coding region runs from base 590 to 1768 and encodes 392 amino acids. NCBI's taxonomy places the organism in Eukaryota, Fungi, Ascomycota, Sordariomycetes, Xylariales, Hypoxylaceae. Gene Ontology annotation, cellular component: plasma membrane. The transcript has a single exon. Gene Ontology annotation, molecular function: low-affinity zinc ion transmembrane transporter activity.
AAGAGGGCUAGUCAGCCCAGCUGGUUAGUGUAUAACCCCAUCAAGGUCCUCCUCUCUUUAAGACGAGUCAUUUGAGCCUAGCCUAGCUUACCUUAGCUUCCUUUGAAAUUCUUCACUUGCUCCAUCUCAAAAAAAACAAGCCCAUUGUUUCCCUUCGCUUUGGCUGUUAAUCAAUACUUUAUAUAUACUGUCUACUUCUUAUUGGGCUAUCUCGUCUUUCCUAUAUCUUGGCCCAUUCCCUCACCACCACCGCGAACAACAAAAUAACCUUCAAUUUGCCUUCAAACUUUCGCUAAUUUAUGUUGUCAGCCUUAGGAACUAGUGGAUUCUAAGCUGGGACUUAAUCCUACCUUCUUUUUAUUCCAUCAAGGCCUUUUGUUUUGUUUACAUACCUUUAGGCUCUAACUAUUUAAAGAAGGGACUUCCCGCAGGAAUUCUUUACGCCAUAACUUGUGAUCAUUAUUCGUGGCUGGCUACCUCGCAUCACCAUAGUUAUUUCCUUUCGAAGACGCUUUACCUAAAACCUAGGACCUAGGUAUUCAUUCUCUAUCUAAAACUAAAAUAAUUAGUCGCCAACAAAAUACCCAAGAUGUCGGUGCUAUCCACGGUUUGGGAUUCCAUGCUCAGAGCUCGGCAGGAAGAUGGAUCCUCUGAUGCGGCUCCCGAGUCUGGCUACAGUGUCACAAUAGAUUGUGACGCCGGAAACGAAUAUGACGGGCGAAUGGGACUACGGAUUUCCUCCAUUUUCGUCAUCUUGGUUGGCUCUUUGAUGGGUGCUGUUUUGCCCGUAUACCUGGCUCGUGGUACUAAGAUGAAGGUCAAUGGCUCGGCCUUUUUCGUUGCGAAAUACUUUGGUUCAGGUGUCAUCAUAGGAACGGCCUUCAUGCAUCUUCUUUCGCCAGCAUUUGAUGCCUUAAAGUCGCCCUGUCUCCCAGAUGGUCCUAUCAAUGACUACGAUUGGGCAGCUGGUAUUUGUUUAAUGACCGUGUUCGUCAUGUUCACCAUCGAACUUCUUGCCAGCCGCUUUGACUUUUUUGGUCACGACCACGAUCACUCGGACGCCAAGGCGAUCGAUCCGUCAUUGGAGAUUCUCAAGAAGGAUAGCCCAGUUUCACCUGCACCGAGGCACGACUUGGAGGCGGGUCAAAAUAAGGAGAGCGGAAAUGAGUCUAUCAACCAUGAAUCAGGUUUCCCCACCGAUGUCAGCUAUCCCCCUGGAGGCGAAGAUCACCUGGGUCACCAGCGCGACCACCACGAAAACGACUCCUACAGCGCUUUCGCCGCGCAGAUGACGGCGCUCUUUAUUCUAGAGUUUGGUGUCAUCUUCCACAGUGUCUUUAUCGGUCUCACACUCGCAGUUGCCGGCGAAGAGUUUACAGUUCUGUACAUCGUUCUCGUGUUCCACCAAACGUUUGAAGGCCUCGGCCUUGGCUCGCGACUGGCUACUGCCCAGUGGCCUAGGUCCAAGGGUUGGAUGCCGUACGCGUUGGGUGUUGGUUACGCUAUUAGCACCCCAAUUUCCAUCGCCAUUGGCCUUGGCGUGCGGUCCACGUUACAGCCAGGAAGUCCCAAGACCUUGAUUAUCAACGGUGUCUUCGACUCUAUUAGUGCCGGUAUCCUCAUUUAUACGGGUUUGGUUGAGCUACUCGCCCACGAAUUCAUGUUCAACUCGUACAUGCGCAACGCCGGUCUCAAAGUCCAGCUCUUCGCUCUCGGCUGUGUCGCCCUGGGUUGUGGGUUAAUGGCCGUGCUUGCCAAGUGGGCUUAAACCUUGCAUUAAGAAAGGAACGACAAUUUUUUAAAGGAAGUUAUUAGUGGUGUAAGAGGGAAGGAAAUGAACUGACGAUAAUCUUUGAUGGGUUGGAGUACUCGCUUAUACCCUCGCACGGAAUUCGCAGCCCUGAGCUGCAUACGGGUUUAUAUGUUCGGAACUGUUAACCUAGAGCUCGACGCUCACACGGUGUACUUGUGAAACUCCAUCGAGGAUAGGAGCCAAUAGAGGGCCUAGAUUAAUUAUAGAAAUCAUCACAUAUUACUAGGUUAAUAUGGUGCGUAGAGUUAGCAAACAUCUAUUCGGUAAAAUUGUAGCCUAUAAUAUUCCCUUGUUCCUGUUUUGUGAUGUGUUCCUUUGAAUACCAGCCUCCUGAUGGCCUUCUCACCUUCCUAUAUGUAAGUAGGGAAUAUGGAGUAAAUAGUAGACUUGUUGAUGUCUUCUUCUUAAUCCUUGAGUGAGCACAUACUUAUAACCUACUAUGUAGCAACUGAUACGUAGUCUUCCCG